UGUCCAUUGAGAGUCUGUCUGAGCGGAGAGAGACAGAGCAGAGCUGCUGUUUACUCCUGACGUAGCGGCUCGCCUCGGACACCACCGUGGAGGGGAUCGCGAUGUGAAUGAAGCCUAGAAAGAGAGAGGAGGAGAAGGAGGAGGAGAGAAUGCGGAGAGCUCGCGAGGAACCUAGCGGUGAUCAUGUGGGCGCCCUCAGCACGAGCAGCCAGGUGAACGUGGGCGCUUUCAGCCAGACACAGGCUGCUCACGCGCCUUCCCCAGGAACCACGCGAUGGAUGUGGAAGAAGCUCGUUUAAGUCGCGCGCUGUUUUGCAGCUGAGUGUUUGCAGCGAAUCUUUUUCUCGCGCACCUUUGUUGUUGGGCACUGACCAUAAACAGAAUAAGAAGGAGGAAAAAAAAACUUCCACGAUGGCUUUGGUCAUGGAACCUGUAAGCAAGUGGACAACGAGCCAGGUGGUGGACUGGAUGAAAGGUCUGGACGACUGUCUGCAGCAGUACAUCAAGAACUUUGAGCAGGAGAAGGUGGGCGGGGAGCAGCUGCUGCGCAUCACGCAUCAGGAGCUGGAGGACCUGGGCGUGUCCCGCAUCGGCCACCAGGAGCUCAUCCUGGAGGCUGUGGACCUGCUGUGUGCACUGAACUAUGGUCUGGAGACAGAACAUCUGAAGACUCUAUCACAUAAGCUCAACGCCUCCGCAAAGAACUUGCAGAACUUCAUAACGGGCCGCAGGCGAGGAGGCCACUACGACGGCCGAGCUACACGCAAGCUCCCCAACGACUUCCUCACCUCCGUGGUGGAUCUUAUUGCUGCUGCCAAGAGCCUUCUGGCCUGGCUAGACAGGUCUCCCUUUGCCGCAGUGGCGGACUACUCCCUGACCAGGAACAACGUCAUCCAGCUGUGUCUGGAGCUGACGACAAUAGUGCAGCAGGACAGCACCGUGUAUGAAGCAGAGAAUAAAAUCCUGCAUGUGUGUAAGACGCUGUCAGGAGUGUGUGACCACAUCAUCACGCUGUCCUCAGACCCCAUGGUGUCACAGGCAGCUCAUCUGGAGGUGGUGCAUCUGGACAACAUCAAAUCCACAGAGGGGCUGGGCAUGUACAUCAAGUCGACGUAUGACGGCCUACAUGUAAUUACAGGAACUACAGAAGGGUCCCCAGCUGACCGCUGUAAGAAAAUCCAUGCUGGCGACGAGGUCAUUCAGGUCAAUCAUCAGACAGUGGUGGGCUGGCAGUUAAAGAACUUGGUGAACUCUUUGCGUGGCGACCCCGCUGGGGUGUCUUUGACGCUAAAGAAAAGACCCCAGAGCACUCUCACUUCCGCUCCUGCCUUACUGAAGAACAUGAGAUGGAAGCCCCUGGCCCUGCAGCCCAUCAUCCCCCCCAGCCCCAGCAGCAGUGCAGCCACGCCCUCCAGCACCCUCAGCACACCAUCCAGACGGGACAGCUGCGCCCUGCAGGAUCUCUACAUCCCCCCACCACCAGAAGAGCCAUACACGCCCAGAGAGGACACAGGAACAGCCAGUGACAUGUCCCAGCAUGACGUUGCUAAAGGUUCAGAGUCACCGAACUCUUUCCUGGACCAGGAGUGUCGACGGCACUUUCCUGUGCUGGACGAGGAUGCGGUUCUCUACUGCUACGAAUACGACCAGAACCAGGGCCCUCCUCCUGUGCGCAGGGACAACACCCCAACAUAUGGCAGGCUGAGGCCCAUCUCCAUGCCGGUGGAGUAUAACUGGGUGGGAGACUAUGAAGACCCAGCCAAGCUGAAGAAAGAGCUGAGGAGAGAAAACUCCCUGCUUCGUUAUGUUGGUGAAGAUAAGGCGGGGCCUGACGAGUUCCUGAUAGGACGCAGCAGCAGUAGGCGGAGCCGGAGGAAGAAUGAGAAAGGGAGUAGCCCCUCCCAUUACGCCCUGGUCCCUGCUCUUCAAAUGGAGAUGCUGCGACAGGACUCAGUAACCACGCCCACCUCAGACACUUCUUCCAUUUAUCAUACAUUCGAUCAGUCUUCAGCGCUGUCAAGGUCGAAGAAGAAGUUAAGAGCUGGCUCCCUGUCCUCCAUCAGUAAGCGGCGGAUUUCGUGUAAGGACUUGGGUCAGGGAGACUGUGAAGGCUGGCUGUGGAAGAAGAAAGACGCUAAGAGCUACUUUUCUCAGAAAUGGAAGAAGUACUGGGUGGUGUUGAAGAAUGCAUGUCUGUACUGGUACAUCAAUGAGGAGGAUGAGAAGGCAGAAGGUUUCGUCAGCCUGCCGGAGUUCAAAAUUGAUCGAGCAAAUGAAUGCCGCAAGAAGUUCGCUUUUAAGGCAUGUCAUCCCAAGAUCAAGAGCUUCUACUUUGCAGCAGAUAAUGUGGAUGACAUGAACAGGUGGCUGAGUCGAUUAAACAUGGCAGCAGCGGCUCACUCGGAGCAGGAGAGGAUUCGGCAGGAUCAUGACUACUGGAGUGAGAGUGACCAUGAGGAUGCUGAUCAGAUGUCUCCGAUGCCUAAACAGGACAGCCCUCCUCCACCCUAUGACACCUACCCUCACUCUGCCUUACAAAUGAGCCCCUACUUGGAGCCCAAACAUAUCCGGCCGCCCUCCACCGAAACCAUCCAGCCCCGUUCCCCUCAUGAGGAAUUCCUCCCGGAGCCUCAGCGGGGAGGCAGCACGAGCGGCUCCAGCUCCCCUGGCCGCAAGUCAGCCAACCAACGGCGUUCGUGGCAGGACCUGAUUGAAACGCCACUCACCAGCUCUGGCCUGCACUAUCUUCAGACUCUUCCCCUCGAGGAUGCGGUCUUCCUGGACCCCAGCGGAGCUGUACCCGUGGAGUUACGACGGCAGGCCACUCUGCCUGCCCAGCGCGGUCCGCUGCCUGAGCGCUAUGGGCCCCCAUCGCCCAGAGAGCCAAGUCCACUCAGACAGCCAACCACCACUUCCCGUGGAGGAGGAGUGGGCAAACACCGCAGCUUCACAUUGCCCCGGGACAGCGGCCUCCAUGCCAUCCUUGCAGCCACUGCAGGGGCACCUGAACACAGAGAAGCCCAGCACUACCAGCUAGGCCAACCAUUCACCAGAGAUUCAGGUGUGGAGCGGGAGCGCAGGCAGCAGGCUGAUUCUCUGGGUGAUCUGUAUCGUGCUCUUGAGAGGGCCAAUCUGUCCCCUGUGAACGAACACAGGCCCUCUACCCGUCUAGAGUACAAACGCUCGUUUGUCCGUCGCUGUAACGACCCCUUACUUAAUGAGAAACUGCAUCGUCUGCGUAUUCUUCAGAACACAUUCAAGGAUGUCCCACUUCAAGAAGCAGAGACUAAGAUCAUUCAUCGAGAUGUGUAAGGAAAGCCAACGCCAAUCACCACAAGUAUAGCAGGAGAGUAGCCUAAAUAGCAUUGGACUAUACAUCCAUACUUCCCUCUGCCCAGUGUUCUUCCUCUUCAUCUCUGCCCCCAUGCUGAAAAUUCCUGCCAUAACUCUAUACUGUCUUCCUCCUUUUCUCAGUUCGUUUCCAUCAAAUGCACUAGUGUUAAUAUGUGGAUAUGAAGGCAUUAUUUGUACAUUAAUAUAAAGUCAUGGUCUGCUGAAACUGAAUUCUGUGUAUUGUAUGACUUGUAUUGACUUAAUAAGUACUGGCCUUUAUGAGAAGCCAAAUGACUGCUGCACUUCCUUUGAGCUCUGCUCCUCAGUCGUGACUGAAGAAGCACCUCUGAAGGGACUGAAUGAACAGAACUGCUGGUAUUGUUGUUAUUGAGCUACUGAUUCUAUUGUUAUUAUUUUCAUUUGCAUGGCCACAGUCAAAAGGUAUGAGUUUUGUAUGUGGUGUUUAUUUAAAGGUUCUUAACUGUAUGUGUAAAUUCUAGUUUGAAUUUAACUAACUUUUCUAAUGAGAAUGGACUGGAUGAGUGUAAGAUGUGAAAUGAGCUUGUGAAACUGACAGUGUGUGUGGAGAGAGAGAGAGAGAGAGUGAGAGAGAGAGAUAUUAGUGUAUACUACUGUUCAUAAGUUUGGAAUCACUUGUCAUAUUAUUAAUGUUAUAACAACUUAUACAGUUUAGGUUGACAUGUUAUGAAAUAGAUACCAACAUGUACAUUUAUGCAUUAUUCACAUUUUUUUUAAAGUAUUUGGGGAACAACUCAACAACCAAAAAUAUGCUAUA
This is a messenger RNA of Colossoma macropomum (tambaqui), 4129 nucleotides long. It is a transcript of the gene cnksr2b, whose product is annotated as connector enhancer of kinase suppressor of Ras 2b. Gene Ontology annotation, molecular function: protein binding. NCBI's taxonomy places the organism in Eukaryota, Metazoa, Chordata, Actinopteri, Characiformes, Serrasalmidae. The record is from RefSeq and is a predicted model, not a curated record. Gene Ontology annotation, cellular component: cytoplasm; membrane. Gene Ontology annotation, biological process: regulation of signal transduction. The transcript has 22 exons. Bases 412 to 3312 code for a protein of 966 amino acids.